AUGCUGUAAUUUAAUUAAAAUCAUCUAAUUGGACCCAAGCCUAUUUUCAUGCAGCCUUUGGAAUUUUAUAGGAAUCUGGAUGUAGAUGACACUUAAUGUACAGAUGACUUUUCCAAUAAAAUUUUAUCUUAAACUAAUAAUUCUUUCACAUAAACUCCCAAUAUAUAGACUAAUGGACUUGCCAAUUAAAAAAAUAGCAAGAAAAAAGUUAAAUUUAACCUCAACAUUGUUCACUGUUAAUUUAAUUAGAAAGAACCUGCUUUAGCUAUAGGAAGGCUAGUUUAAAAAUUAAUAAAUUAAAAACCCCAUCUCUAUUGGGUAAACCCUUAGAUCUUAAAAAACUAAUGAG
Molecule: messenger RNA, 349 nt
Organism: Paramecium sonneborni
Lineage: Eukaryota; Ciliophora; Oligohymenophorea; Peniculida; Parameciidae
Source: the annotation of a GenBank genome assembly